UUCUGAAUUUUCUCCAACUGUUUGCCUGGCCUCUUUCCAGCUCUCAGCAUUUUACUUUUGGUCAAAGCAAAUGUCCAAAGUCCUCGAAAAUUGUUUAAGUGUUUAAAGCGCAAACCUUUUGAAUGUCCCGCCAGCGGAGUCGUCGCCCGGCGGCGGAAAUAGUUCGGGAAUUGCGGCGCCUAAGGGCCACGCCCCUGCGAAUCGACGACGAGGAUGAGUCCUGGGCCGAGGGACACGAGCGGAGACCCGCUCCGGAUGUGCCGCUGUCCAGUUGCCGGGAGUUGGAGCAACUGCGCCUAAGUCGCCACCGGAUCGGGCUGCUCCUGGUGCGGCCCGCCUUCGAACAGGCAGUCACGGGAUGCUUUGUCCGGGUGAAUAUCAACGGGCGGGAGGAGCUGCCCGACUAUCGGAUCGCCGAGGUGCUGGGCCUGGGCGAACUAGACCUUGGCUACCAGCUCGAGGAGGUGCCCACGAACGUGGCCCUGAGACUGCGCUACGAGGAUCUGGUGGUGCUGCACGAGAUCGGCGACAUCUCGAACUUGGCCUUCACCCAGGAGGAGUUCGAGUGGUGGCGCGACAACUGCGUCAGCCAGGCCAUCAGUCCGCCCACCACCCACACGGUGGCCCGCAAGAAGGUCGAGCUGUACAAUGCGCUGCAGGGCGAGGCCAGGGCACUGGCCACCAUCCGGCGGGGCGUCACCUUCAAGCUGCGGCCGCCGCACAAGAGCGGGAUCAUGGAGCGGCAUGGCGGCGUCUAUCCCUGGCGGCUGCAGCACCCCCUUCCCUUGAUACCGCCCCCGCCGCCCAUGCCGCCGCCGGCGAAUCCGCCCCGGGGUCUCACAUACCGCCGAAAAACGGACUCCUUGGCAGGGGAACAGGUGGAUUCGGUGGCAGAAACCCUAUCAUCACUAGAACCCAAUCAGAACGACAGUUUAGCUGAAUCAUAAACCAUUUGGCCUACAAACAAGAACAAGUUCAAAGCAAUUCACAGAACUCCGUUUUGGGUCAUCGCUCCGCAAGACAUUGAAAUUGUGAUAAAGCCAACUUAAAAAUGGCUUCGAUUGAUACAUU
This is a messenger RNA of Drosophila elegans, 1071 nucleotides long. RefSeq names its product RNA polymerase-associated protein RTF1 homolog. Lineage: Eukaryota; Metazoa; Arthropoda; Insecta; Diptera; Drosophilidae. Bases 123 to 947 code for a protein of 274 amino acids. Gene Ontology annotation, molecular function: DNA binding; RNA polymerase II C-terminal domain phosphoserine binding. The transcript has a single exon. Gene Ontology annotation, cellular component: Cdc73/Paf1 complex. The record is from RefSeq and is a predicted model, not a curated record.